Messenger RNA from Rhododendron vialii, 3900 nucleotides. Its product is annotated as lysine-specific demethylase JMJ26. Gene Ontology annotation, cellular component: histone deacetylase complex; chromatin. The record is from RefSeq and is a predicted model, not a curated record. Gene Ontology annotation, molecular function: transcription coregulator activity; histone H3K9 demethylase activity; chromatin DNA binding. Gene Ontology annotation, biological process: regulation of transcription by RNA polymerase II. NCBI's taxonomy places the organism in Eukaryota, Viridiplantae, Streptophyta, Magnoliopsida, Ericales, Ericaceae. The transcript is spliced from 12 exons. Bases 307 to 3672 code for a protein of 1121 amino acids.
UUCCAACUUCCCGGAAACAGCAAAAAUUACCCUCUUUAAUGCCAUUUAGCCCAUUGUUUUGCCGUUUCCGUUUCCGUUGACUCUCUCUCUCUCUCUCUCUCUCUCUCAAUCUAUGUACACAUAUAUAUCUCUCUCUCUGGAACCAGAAUUUGACUAUCAGCUCAAUCACAGCCGGAUCCAAUGUAGGCAUUCGGUUUCAAUUUUGCUUACAACGAAUUGUUCUAUUCCACGCAGGAAUCUCGUUUACAAGCAUUGACAACCUCGCCGCAUCAGCCCACCGCCGCUCCGACCCGCCAUCAAGGGAGAAUGACAUUGUUGGUUGUGAAGCAAGAUCGAUUGAACUGCUACGCUGAUAAUGAAAUUCAUGUCUUCGCCAAAACACCAACCUUUUCCCGUGUUGCACGAAAAAGAAGAAUUCAAGAAUCCUUUAAUGUUGAUCAUAAAAGAAUAGAAAUUGCAAAGGAGGAGGAUGAGGAUUACAGUCCGGAAGAUUUUGUUAAGGGAAGUAGAUGCCGACAAGGCAAAGGCUCAAAUGGUAGCAGAACCUUUCGGGAAGUAUCGCACACCUUGAAAAAGGAAAGAAGUACUGAAGAGGGAUUAGUGAGUGAAGGUGAAGAAUACGAUGACGAUGACGAUGACGGUGAUGAUGAGGAGGAGGUUAUGGAAUCCUCAAUAAGAACAAAAAUGUUGCCAGUCAAGAAUAAAAGGAAAACACGAGAAAGUAGGGGUUCAAAUGGUAGAAAAAAUGCAGGGAGUCAGAAGGGUGCCCCUAACAAAAAAUGUAGUCUCAAACGGAAGUCCGUCACUAGAAAAUGUGAUGAUGAUGAGGAUUACAAUGUGGGGUCAUCACCUUUGGUUAAGAAAAAGAGAGCUCGAGUAAGCAAAUGGUCUGGUGACUUAAGAACCUCAAUUAAGCUAAGGAAUCUAGAAGAGGAAUUUCAUGGGGAUAUGUAUGAGGAUGCUGCUAAUGAUGAUGACGAGGAGGAGGACAAGGAAAAGAACAUGAAGGGUAAACCACCCACUAGAGCAAAAUGUCCAUCCAAAAAAAGGAGCACUCGAGAAAACAAAAGGUGCAAUGUAAAAAGCAGUUCGCAUAAGCGUUAUGGUGCAUUCAACGAGAAAAGAGUUCGUCAUGAAUAUCCUUCAUCGAGCGAUUGGGAAACUAAUGAAGGUGAAAAGGAGGGCAAGGAGAAUGGAGGGUCAUCAUCAGCAGGAGCAACCCCUUCAUUAACUGGAGAAAUUAGAGGGUCACAUGGUAGAAGGGUUUCAGAAAGACGUCGAAGUGUCCAGAACAAAAUUAGAGCCUUUGAAAGAGACUGCUGGAAUGGUGAUUGGAUAGAUGAUAUUCUUCUAGUGGGAGAAGAUACAAGUAAUAGAAGUGGAGAUUCAGUUAGUUUGAAAGCGGGAAGAAGUUCGACGCACUCCAGAGAGGAAAACUACGAGUCUGAAAACUCUUUAGUAUUUCACUUGCCUUCUGCUUCCUCUUCACCAUGUUCAUCACCUCAGGCUAUUAAAAGUGACCAGAAUAGCGUUACCAGGUGCACAAGUGAUCAUAAGCAGGAAGAUGGGAAAGAACAUUUGAAGUGUCAUCAAUGCAGGAGAAAUGACAUAAGAGUUGUCGUUCCGUGCACCAAAUGCAAACAGAAACUAUACUGUGUUCAGUGUAUCAAGCGAUGGUACCAACAUUUGUCUGAAGAAGAAAUUGCUGAGAACUGCCCAUUUUGUCGUGGAAAUUGCAAUUGCAACUUGUGUUUGCACUCAGGUGGCAUGAUUAAGGUGUCAAAAAAAGAUCUUACUGAUCAGGAAAAGGUUCAAAAUCUUUAUUAUUUGAUCAAGUCUAUUCUUCCAUUCGUAAAACAAAUUGUGAAAGAACAAAGAGAGGAGAUACGUGAGGAGUCUCUUUUGUCUCCGUUGGUUAAGAUAGAAGAGUCCUUUUGCCGCAAUGAUGAGCGUGUGUAUUGUAACUACUGUGCAACUUCAAUCGUUGACCUUCAUCGAAGUUGCCCAAAUUGCCCCUUUGAGCUCUGUCUUAGUUGUUGCCGUGAGAUUCGGAAGGGAGAGGCCGUUGGAAGUGGCAACAAAGUAAUUUUCCGAUACAGAAAUAGAGGCUACGAUUACAUUCACGGUGGAGAUCCUUUACCGAAUUCUUGUCCUGUGGAAACUUCUAAGGACCAUAACAAGCCUUUGACCAAAUGGGUUGCUAAUGAUGAUGGAAGCCUAACUUGUGCCCCAACAGAAAUGGGUGGGUGUGGGAAUGGUGUGCUGAAGCUCAAGCGUAUUCUUCCACAGUGUUGGAUUUCAAACUUGGGGACCAAAGCAGUAGAAAUAUUAAGAAAGUUUGAUGCAGACCAAACAAUCUCUAGGCAUAGGCCCAAUAAUCUCGACAAGUGCAACAAGAUGUCAAGGAGAGCUGCUUCUAGAGAAGGCACAAAUGACAACUAUUUGUAUUGCCCGAAUUCAAAAGAUGCCCUAAAGGAAGAAGAGCUAUUGCAAUUCCAGAGACAUUGGGUGAAUGGUCAACCCGUGAUAGUUCGAGAUGUCCUUGAGCAGACUAAUGGUUUGAGUUGGGAGCCCAUGGUCAUGUGGCGUGCUCUGUGUGAACACUUGGAUCCGAAUGUCAGUUCAAAAAUGUCGGAAGUUAAGGCGAUUGAUUGCCUGGCUGGUUGUCAGGUCGAGAUAAAUACACACCAAUUUUUUAAAGGUUAUACAAAUGGAAGACAAUAUGGGAAUUUCUGGCCAGAAAUGCUCAAGCUUAAGGACUGGCCUCCAUCUGACAAAUUUGAUGAUUUGUUGCCACGCCACUGCGAUGAGUUCAUUAGUGCAUUGCCGUUUCAGGAAUACACAGAUCCCAGGGCUGGUUUUCUUAAUCUCGCUGUAAAAUUGCCUCCCGCUGUCAUAAAGCCUGACUUAGGUCCAAAGACAUAUAUUGCAUAUGGGCUUGCUGAAGAACUUGGCAGAGGAGAUUCUGUAACUAAGCUUCAUUGUGAUCUGUCAGAUGCGGUGAAUAUUUUGAUGCACACUGCAGAGGUAGACUUAGAUGAUAAGCACUGUGUUGCAAUUGAAACACUGAAAAAGAAGCAUCAAGCUCAAGAUGAACAAGAACGCCUCACUAGAGAGAUGGAUGGUAGUCUCAUUAAAACUUGCCAUAGUGUCAAUGAACAGAAAGUGGACUUGGACGUGAAACAUGAACGUAAUGAUAGAGCUGUCGCUGGUGCGUUGUGGGACAUAUUCAGGAGGGAAGAUUUACCGAAGUUAGAAGCCUAUCUCAGGAAGCACUCUAGAGAAUUUAGGCAUACUUAUUGCUCUCCAGUUGAAGAGGUCGUUCAUCCAAUUCAUGACCAAUGCUUCUACCUGACUUUGGAGCAUAAACGGAAGCUGAAGGAGGAAUUUGGGAUAGAGCCAUGGACUUUUGAGCAACGUCUUGGAGAUGCGGUGUUUAUUCCCGCAGGUUGCCCGCAUCAAGUCAGAAAUCUCCAAUCAUGUACAAAAGUUGCUGUGGAUUUUGUUUCUCCUGAAAAUCUCCAUGAGUGCAUUCGAUUAACUGAGGAGUUCCGACGACUGCCAAAGAACCACAAGGCUAGAGAGGACAAACUAGAGGUGAAGAAGAUGAUUCUUCAUGCAAUGAACCAAUCUAUACAAGACUUGGAAGCCUUGAGCAGGGGGAAAAGGUGAUGGGUUGUGGAAAAAGCCAUUUUCUCCAUAGUAGUCCAUGUUUUUCAUUUUUGUCACCAGCUAAUGUUGCUGAAGUUUCCAGUUAAUGUUGCUGAAGUUUUGGCCCUUGGAUUUUCAUAAAUAUUGUGCAAUCUCAGGGGGUGAUCCCACAAGAUUCUGCUAGCCUUCAAUAGAACAUUUAUUAAGGCAUUUUGGCACAAUUGGAAAAAUAAGCGUCCUUUGCUCCUU